CCUACCUUUCCCUCCCUCCCUCCCUCUUUCUUUCAUUCUAAGAUUUUCAAACAAUUAUAUCGUUCAAUUCAAAAAAUCAACUUGUUCUUUAACAAUUCAAUUUUCAAAUUUCAAUCACAGUUAGGGUUUCACUUUUCCGCUACAAGAUCUUACAAUAACUGAUUCUAUUAAAUGAAGUUGAAGAUCAACAAAGCCUGUGACCUCAACUCUAUUUCUGUCCUUCCUCCUCAGUCAAGGAGACUGAGUGCUAUACCGACUGGACUACAAACAUCACAGCUUCGAUCUCAACAAUCACAGCAAUCAUUUUCACAAGGAAUUUCAUCUCAGCAUGGCUUGUUUUCACAGCUCUCACAGACCUCUUUUGGUGAACCUCUGUCAAAUGAACAGAGAUUUAGUUAUCUGGAACGAGAGAGCUCCGUGAAGAAGACAUCUUGUUUGCCUCCAGUUAGCUAUGCGCGUGAAGAGAGCCAAAUGCCAAUCUCAAGAUCUUCUACCAAUGUAAUGCGUAGAUGGAAUACUGCAUCUGUUCCAGACCAUAAGUGUCAGAUAAAUGAAGAACUGGAGCACCGGAUUGGGAUGAUUGAAACUUCAUUGAACAAGUUUGGAAUGAUCUUAGAUUCUGUUCAGAGUGAUGUCAUGCAAGUUAACAAAGGCACAAAAGAAAUAUCACUGGAGAUGGAGGGUAUUCGGCAGAAGUUGGUUGCGCUUGAUGCCUCACUGCAGCUAAUGAUCACAGGACAAGAAGAUAUCAAAUCUAGCCUUGAUGGGAACUUGAAAUCUAUAUCUGAACGACUGAGGAAGGAUAUAUGUCAAGAUAAACUAAAGCAGAUUUUCUUGGUCCUUUCUGUCCUACCAAACCAGAUGGAAGCCUCUUUACUGAAAUUGCAACAAGAAAUCUGCAUGACCUUUACUAAAGAAAUGCAGGCAUCAGCUUGUAAGCUUAAAACCCCCAACCAAAAUAGUCCAUCUAUUACUGUGCUUUCACCAAAGGUCACUGGCUGUUAUGGCACUUCACAAAGAAAGCCACAUUUACUUAGAAAUCCAGCCAUACCUCCAAAGACCUCUGGUCAAACAACGGUGUGUCCAAAGAUAGAAAUGGGUGCUUGGAACACUGUAAGGCCAGAAAAAACUAAAUUCACACAAAAGGCAUCCUGCAAGGAGCAAAAGUGUAAAGAAGCUUCUUCUGUUCAAAAGGUAGUUCUUACUCAGGAAAGACGAUGUAGCGUUAUCAUUGAAACAUCAGAUGAGGAGAUAGAUGGAGGUUUUUCCUGCUUGAUCGAUGUGAAGGAAACAGGAAACUACGUGAUUGACGAAGCAACGGAAGAGUCUGAGCGAAUUCUGAGAAAAGCAAGAAGAAGAAAGAGAAAACACUGUAAUACUAUAAUUAUUAAUUGAAGGUAACUGCGCCUCUCGACUCUUAUAGCCCCUUUAUUUUGUGCUGCUCCGCUCGUGUUUCUUACAAAUCUUGCCUAGUUUAAUUGUACUCCCAAUGUUUAAAAUGCAAAAGCCGCAACCCCCAGCCCACCACCAUUUUCCUGAUACAAGGACAAAAGAGUCGAAAACCCUAGGCCCAUGAUGGUGUUUUCCUCGAAUAUAGGGACUUUUCUUCGAAAAUCUAAGAGCUGGGCCUAUCAUAUGGCAAUUCAAAGCCCAAUGGCAUCUUUCAUGGACAAUGGGCAAGCCAUCUCUAAGUCGAUACCAAAUCGUAUAGACUAUAGGUCACCAAUGUAACGGAAGUCCAGGAUUCUUCUGAUUAAAAAUCUAGAACCUUAUUUUCAUAGAGUUGGACAGGUAAAUAAAGGGUCAUAUUCUCGAUCUUA
Messenger RNA from Jatropha curcas, 1820 nucleotides. RefSeq names its product putative recombination initiation defects 3 (gene PRD3). Gene Ontology annotation, biological process: meiotic DNA double-strand break formation; chromosome organization involved in meiotic cell cycle; embryo sac development. Gene Ontology annotation, cellular component: nucleus. Lineage: Eukaryota; Viridiplantae; Streptophyta; Magnoliopsida; Malpighiales; Euphorbiaceae. The record is from RefSeq and is a predicted model, not a curated record.